AUGGGAACAGAGGAAUCAGAAAUGGCGGAGAGGACAGUGAUGUGUCUGUUAACUGACGCAGAAGGAACUCCUUUAGGGUCUGCUAUGUAUAUCCCUCACAAUGCAGGGCCUUCGCAGCUUACCCACUUCGUCAAUACGCUUCUCAACAAUGAGGAGAAGUUACCGUACAGUUUCUAUGUAUCAGAGGAAGAGCUUCUUGUCUCUGUCGGAACUUACAUGGAGAGAAAUACAGUGUCCGUGGAAGAGGUUUUGAAGAUAGUUUAUCGUCAACAAGCUGUUUUCCGAAUCCGCCCGGUUAACCGUUGCUCACAAACAAUUGCUGGUCAUGCGGAUGCUGUUCUUUGUGUUUCUUUUAGUCCUGACGGUAAGCAGUUAGCAAGUGGUUCAGGUGAUACAACUGUAAGGCUUUGGGAUCUGAACACUGAAACUCCAAUGUUUACAUGCAGAGGGCACAGGAAUCAUGUUCUCUCAAUUGCAUGGUCACCGGAUGCUAAGUGUCUUGUGAGUGGUGAUGUAGAUGGUAAAGGACAUAAGCAGUGGAUUACUAGUAUAGCGUGGGAACCAGUUCAUCUUAGCUCUCCAAGCCGGAGAUUUGUGACUAGUAGCAAAGAUGGGGAUGCAAGGAUUUGGGACUUUAAACUGAGGAGAUCUCUAAUUUGUCUCAGUGGACACACACUUUGUGUGACUUGUGUCAAAUGGGGUGGAGAUGGAACUAUCUACACAGGCUCCCAAGAUGGUACUAUAAGGAUGUGGGAGACAACUCAAGGGAAGCUUAAACAUAUAUUGAGGGGGCAUGGACAUUGGGUGAAUUCUCUUGCAUUGAGUACAGACUAUGUUCUUCGGACAGGAGCUUUUGAUCACACUAGACAAGAAAUAUCUUCAGAUGAAGAAAUGAAAAAGAUUGCUCUGGAAAGAUACAACAAAGCAAAAGGGAGUCAAGAUUCUCCUGAAAGAUUAGUGUCUGGUUCUGAUGAUUUUACAAUAAUCCUUUGGGAACCAUCUGUUAGCUUAGAACCUAAAAAAAGGUUAGCUACUGUGCGCAUGACGGGUCAUCAACAGGUUAGCUACUUGAAAUUUGAAAACUCUUUUCUGUUUCUGUUUUUCGAAUUCUUAGCUAACGCCAACAGUCAACAGCCUGUAAACCAUGUGUAUUUCUCACCAAAUGGGCAAUGGAUUGCAAGUGCAUCGUUCGAUAAAUCAGUGAAGCUAUGGAAUGGUGUCACAGGGGAUUUUAUUACAGCGUUCCGAGGCCAUGUUGGACCUGUCUAUCAGAUCAGUUGGUCCGCCGACAGUAGGAUGCUUUUGAGCUGCAGUAAAGAUUCUACUCUCAAGGUAUGGGAAAUCAGAACGAAGAGUUUAAAACAUGAUCUUCCUGGUCACGUGGAUGAGGUUUAUGCUGUGGAUUGGAGUCCAGAUGGUGAGAAAGUAGCCUCUGGUGGUAAAGAAAAAGUUCUCAAGCUUUGGAAAGGUUAA
Microthlaspi erraticum is the source of this 1473-nucleotide messenger RNA. The record is from the annotation of a GenBank genome assembly. NCBI's taxonomy places the organism in Eukaryota, Viridiplantae, Streptophyta, Magnoliopsida, Brassicales, Brassicaceae.